Mus caroli (Ryukyu mouse) is the source of this 2274-nucleotide messenger RNA. It is a transcript of the gene P4ha2, whose product is annotated as prolyl 4-hydroxylase subunit alpha 2. Gene Ontology annotation, cellular component: endoplasmic reticulum. Gene Ontology annotation, molecular function: iron ion binding; L-ascorbic acid binding; procollagen-proline 4-dioxygenase activity. NCBI's taxonomy places the organism in Eukaryota, Metazoa, Chordata, Mammalia, Rodentia, Muridae. Gene Ontology annotation, biological process: peptidyl-proline hydroxylation to 4-hydroxy-L-proline. The record is from RefSeq and is a predicted model, not a curated record.
GGGGACGUGGCGGAGGCUCAAGCGGGCGGAGACUGUGACGAGGGCGGAGCCGAAAGCGCCUGGGCGACGCCGCGGGAGGUUCUGGAAACGCCGGCUUGCUGCGCGUGUUCAGUUUCAGAGACCGGUGGCGAUUGGCUGACUGAUUCAACAAAUAGAGCAUUCUCUGUGCCUGGAGACUUUCAAGGACUGAGGCAGGCAGAAAGGAAGACUCAGAAAGUUCAGGUCCAGAGCAUCGGCAAGGUACUGCCCUUUCCAGUUAUGAAGCUCCAGGUGUCAGUGUUGCUGAUGCCCUGGUUCGGUGUCCUGAGCUGGGUGCAGGCAGAAUUCUUCACCUCCAUUGGGCACAUGACUGACCUGAUUUACGCAGAGAAGGACCUGGUACAGUCUCUGAAGGAGUACAUCCUUGUGGAGGAAGCCAAGCUCGCCAAGAUUAAGAGCUGGGCCAGCAAGAUGGAAGCCCUGACCAGCAGGUCAGCUGCCGACCCCGAGGGCUACCUGGCUCAUCCUGUGAAUGCCUACAAGCUGGUGAAGCGGUUGAACACAGACUGGCCUGCACUGGGGGACCUUGUCCUUCAGGAUGCUUCGGCAGGUUUUGUCGCUAACCUCUCAGUUCAGCGACAGUUCUUCCCCACUGAUGAGGACGAGUCUGGAGCUGCCAGAGCCCUGAUGAGACUUCAGGACACGUACAAACUGGAUCCGGACACGAUUUCCAGAGGGGAACUUCCAGGCACAAAGUACCAGGCCAUGCUGAGUGUGGACGACUGCUUUGGGCUGGGCCGCUCAGCUUACAAUGAAGGAGACUAUUACCAUACUGUGCUGUGGAUGGAGCAGGUGCUGAAGCAGCUCGAUGCUGGGGAGGAGGCCACCGUUACCAAGUCCCUGGUGCUGGACUACCUGAGCUAUGCUGUCUUCCAACUGGGUGACCUGCACCGUGCUGUGGAACUCACCCGCCGCCUGCUCUCUCUUGACCCAAGCCACGAACGAGCUGGAGGAAAUAUGCGGUACUUUGAACGGUUGUUAGAGGAAGAAAGAGGGAAAUCACUGUCAAAUCAGACAGAUGCCGGACUGGCAACCCAGGAAAACUUGUACGAGAGGCCCACGGACUACCUGCCUGAGAGGGAUGUGUACGAGAGCCUGUGUCGAGGGGAGGGCGUGAAACUGACACCCCGGAGGCGGAAGAAGCUUUUCUGUAGGUACCAUCAUGGAAACAGAGUGCCACAGCUCCUCAUCGCCCCCUUCAAAGAGGAAGACGAGUGGGACAGCCCACACAUCGUCCGGUACUAUGAUGUGAUGUCUGACGAAGAAAUCGAGAGGAUCAAGGAGGUUGCUAAGCCCAAACUUGCACGAGCCACUGUGCGUGACCCCAAGACAGGGGUCCUCACUGUUGCCAGCUACAGAGUUUCCAAAAGCUCCUGGCUAGAGGAGGAUGACGACCCUGUUGUGGCCCGCGUCAACCGGCGGAUGCAGCAUAUCACCGGGCUAACCGUGAAGACUGCAGAGCUAUUGCAGGUCGCAAACUACGGAAUGGGGGGACAGUACGAACCGCACUUUGACUUCUCAAGGAGCGAUGAGCAAGAUGCUUUCAAGCGUUUAGGGACUGGGAACCGUGUGGCCACGUUUCUAAACUACAUGAGCGAUGUCGAAGCUGGUGGUGCCACUGUCUUCCCUGACUUGGGAGCUGCUAUUUGGCCCAAGAAGGGCACGGCUGUAUUCUGGUACAACCUUCUUCGCAGUGGGGAAGGCGAUUAUCGGACGAGACAUGCAGCCUGCCCUGUGCUUGUGGGCUGCAAGUGGGUCUCCAACAAGUGGUUCCAUGAGCGAGGACAGGAGUUCUUGAGGCCUUGUGGAACAACGGAAGUUGACUGAUGUCCUUUUCUGCUCCACCCCUCCCUGGCCCACAGUCCAAAUCAUCUUCAAGUUCAGUGUGACAGCUUCCUUUGUAUGUCCCAGCUCCUGUCAGGCAGGUCAUUGGAGGAGCCAGUGUUUGACUGAAUUGAGAGAGUAUAUCCUGAGCCGAGUCCUGGGUGACCUGGGCCCCAGACUCUGACCAGCUUAUGCCUGCCCUGGCUCUGUGGGUGUCUUGGCAUGGCUGCGGUAGAGCCAGACUGUAGCACCCAGCACGGUGCCUUCGUACCUCAGAUAUUUCAGGUAGAAGAUGUUUCAGUGAAACCAAAGUUCUGAUGCUGUUUACAUGUGUGUUUUUAUGACAUUUCUAUUUGUUGUGGCUUUAACCAAAAAAUAAAAAUGUUCCUGCCAGAAGCCUUACAUAGCCUU